Molecule: messenger RNA, 4571 nt
Organism: Mizuhopecten yessoensis (Yesso scallop)
Lineage: Eukaryota; Metazoa; Mollusca; Bivalvia; Pectinida; Pectinidae
Product: protein FAM65A-like
Exons: 6
Coding region: 117-830 (237 amino acids)
Biological process (GO): cell surface receptor protein tyrosine kinase signaling pathway
Cellular component (GO): cytoplasmic side of plasma membrane
Molecular function (GO): protein binding
Source: RefSeq, a predicted model, not a curated record
UUUCCGGAAUUUUUCUGUUUACUUCUUUGACAUAAUACAGAUCACAGUGUUUGAUUUGUGAAAGUUUAGAAUUGAUCAUGUUAACAAUUCUUGUAAUGAGUUAGAGAACAGCUAACAUGGAGACUCCGGCUGUCAUUAGAACAGAAGUCGCGCAGCCGCCAGAGAUAACACCACUGUCCAAACACAAAGAGAAUCUGACAAACACCAUAGGUACACCGUCAACGGUCAAGGAGAAUGUGACAAGCACAGCCAGUACACAUUCAACGGUCAAGGAGAAUGUGACAAGCACAGCCAGUACACAUUCAACGGUCAAGGAGAGUGUGACAAGCACAGCCAGUACACAGUCGACAGUCAAGGAGAAUGUGACAAGCACAGCCAGUACACAUUCAACGGUCAAGGAGAAUGUGACAAGCACAGCCAGUACACAUUCAACGGUCAAGGAGAAUGUGACAAGCACAGCCAGUACACAGUCAACAGUCAAGAAGACAACUAAAAGCAAGACUAAGCCCCUGUACUUCUGGACCUGUGCUGAUGUCAACAAGUGGCUCAAGAAACACUGCAGCCAGUUCCAUGGCAUCUACGGGGAUUUGCUUCUACAACAGGAAGUCACUGGAAGAACACUGAUACGUAUGAAUGAAAUAAAACUGGAGCGAAUAGGUAUUGCCAAAGCAGAACAUAGGAAUGAAUUUAUGCAGUAUAUUUUACGCCUUAGACUUCGACAUGAAACUGGAGAUUUAAAGAACUUAGACCAGAAAGGUACUGGUUUUGAAUUGAAGCUUCCAGAGAAAUCCCGAAACACCAAAGAGAUGAAGGAGAAACAUCCUCCUUAACGACCCACCGUUCUACACAUCUGAUAAAGCAUUGUGAACCUAAUCAAUCCAGCUACCUUCAUUCUCAUCUAUGAUGCCUGCUGAUAGCUGCAGCAGUUUUUAUAUUGGAACCAAACUUUUUCCCGAAAAACUGGCUGGGUAAUGGGCUACAAAUGUAGGUUGAAUAGUGGUGGCUGCGGUUAAACAAGACUUUAAACCACUGACAUCUCCGUGACCAAUAUCUCUUCAUUUAAUUUCUAGUCUACAUAUCAGAUGUAUUAAUUUUUGAGGCCCGGAGUAAUUUUAAUCUUUUGAAAUUUACAUGAUUUUUUUUCACCCAUCUUGAAUUCCUCCACAUUUAAGUAAUAAUUUUCAUUUUUUUUAUGAUGUUCAAGAAAGAAAUCAUAUGUUCAUUUGUUUUCAAGGUUACAAUGCUUCAAACUACCAUUAAAAGUUAUAGUAAUAGGAAGUUUAGGGUUAAGUGAGUUUUUGGGUUAAGUUUAUAAGUGAUAGGAGUUUCUGGGUUCAGGUUAUAAGUGAUAGGAGUUUCUGGGUUCAGGGUUUAAGAGAUAGGAGUUUCUGGGCUUCAGGUUAUAAGUGAUAGGAGUUUCUGGGUUCAGGGUUAAAGAGAUAGGAGUUUCUGGGUUUAAUUUGAUUUAAAGUUCUGGAUUUAUUGAGAGGAGUUUCUGGGUCUAAGUUUUUUGAUAGUUAAUUCAGGGUUAAGGUUUAUAGUGAUAGGAAGGUUUGGGUUCCAUUGCUAUGAAAGGCACUUUGAAAAAGCGACCUCUUUGGAAUGGAUUUUAUCUGUGAUGUAAUAGAAUCUCCAACAGUGUUAGAGGUUUACACGGCGAGAUACUUUUGACAGGCACCGCAUAUCCGAUAGAAUAAAGGCUGACCAGCAGCCUCUUAUGUUAUAAGAGCUAUGUAAUAUAGUGAUAUAGGAGAGUGAUAUGGGAGAGUGAUAUGGUGGUGUGUAGUGAUUAAUUAAGUGAUACAGUAGACCUGUGACUGGAAUUAAUUCACGACUUGGUGUAUUUAUACAAUGGAACAAAAUCAUUCUCGUACAAAUUGUACUUAGCUGAUUGCAUGUGUAUCAAGUCCAUAAACACAGUUAACAUAUAUCCUUAUUUUAACACCUUUUAUCCUAAUCUUGGUAAUAUAUACAACACUAACUAAAUUUGUCUUUUUCUCCCAAAUAAGUAUAAUUACUCUUGGAAAGCGGAUUUGCACUUUUGUAGCAUUGUGCUAACAGCUCUGUCCCCAUGUGUGUUAGAAAGGAGAGUAAGUUAAGAGUGCAUGAAAAUAAACUUCAGUUAACUCAUUGACCUAAGAGACACAACAUUAUGAAAUCUGUCAUUUAAUGUUUAACAUUGUAUAUAUAGUAAAACCCCAGUAGAGUGUACACAAUAACACCACAAACUUUUGUGAUUUCAAGGUAUCGACAUGACACCAUAAAUGUAAUCGGGUAUAACCAAUAUAUUCCUUGAUCAAUUUUAGCCUUUAUAAAAACCAACAUUUUCAACAUCAAAAUGUUAUUUUUUUCUCGCAAAUCUGUAUACUGUACUUAGUGUAGUUGGUGUUUUUAUAAUAUUAUUUUCUCAUACUUAAGAGUUAAAAAAAAGAGUUACAAAUAGAGGUUCCCUAACAAGUGAUGAUUGUUUUUCAUAUUGAUCUAAUUGGAGAUAGUUAAUUUUUAAAUUGUAUAAAGACACAAGUAGUGACGGAGUAAUGAUUGAUUAUAAUUGAAAAUUGAUUGGUUUGCCCUUUCUGAUUCCGAUUAUCAAUUACAAAUUCCAUAAUCGAUAUAAUCCGUUUAUUAUCAGAAUCAAAGUAUUAAACAUAUACAAUGUUAAGUAUACAUUGGAAGUCAUUUAUUGUUAUAAAUCAUACUAUAUGAUUGACAAAACUGUUUAAAAAAGUUUGGGUAUUCGGUCCCAUAAAAUCAUAAACUGAUCAAUGCAAUUGAACAUCAUUGGGAUUACUACCUCUGAUUACAAACCGAUUAUAGAUUAUGAUUUUAACCGGAUUGCCCAUCACUAGACGAGAGGUUUAUCGAGUGUCUUUAACAGAACUUAGAUUAACAUGAUAACCAACCGUCACAAGUUUGGGGACCCUUUUUCUCACAUAACCUCACAUAUUAUAUCUAGAAAACCUUACUAUGUUUCUAUUGGGAAAACAUUACUCUUCUUUCUAAUCAGGGGAAACAAUUGCCAUGGACUAGGACGUCGCAAAGCAUUGUUACUUGAUGUCAUAAUAAAAAGAUUGUCCAAUGAAAUCACGUCCAGAGUGUUACCCACUACAAAGUAACAAAAAUUGUUGACCGACUCCUAGCAGGUUUAUCCAAUGGACUUGGGACUUUACAUUUUUUGGUGUCAAAAUAUUCCCUAUAUUUGAUGAACAGAAAUAUAUGAUACAAUAUUUGUAUUUUUUUUUUAUAUAUAUAAUGACUUUUUAUCUCCUCUGCACAUUUAUAAGGUGGGCCAGGGUUGAGGAGCCCUGGAUUCCCUCCUUGUACAAAAACAGGCCCUCACAAGAGGCAUCUUUUCUAUUCUUUCACUCAUUAUAUUUGCUAUGAGAAAACGUGUGAUUUUUAUCAAAAUUUCAAAAUUUCCAAAACUAUGUAACCCAGUGGAGGAAUCUCGUCUGCCAGUAUCCACCCCCUUUUGUACAAUAUUUGUAUUUAGGAACUGAUCAUGAACUGGUUAUGUAAAUAUAGAAUCUCCCAAUUCCUAUGUUUGUAAUUAAUGUAAAAUUGUUGACUGGGUUAAUCAGAUUUUAACAUAGAUGCGACUAAUGUCAGGUAAACAUUUUAUUUUAGAUGUAAUGUUAUGAGUAUGUUAUGUAUAUCAUUAUUUUUCUUGUUACCAUGAUAUCAAUCAUUUUAAUAAAUCUCAAUAUUUCAUUGCAAGCUUUAAAGAUAAAUGCAAAAUAUUUUUUUGCAUAUUUUUUUGCAUAAAUAAGCACACAUCUUUCAUCCCAACACAAAUAUCUGUAAUUACAGCCAUAUCUAAUGCUAAUCUAGGUAGCUUUCUCUUAUAACAACCCAACAUCUCCAUACUAAUCUAGGUACCUUAUUGUAACAUAGUCUGAGGUAGCUGUAUUUCACAUCAAAACAGAACUUUAAUUGCUUGUUAAACUUAGUGUAUUUGUUAACUAGGAAUGCCAGAUUGUUUUUUAAUCUCAAGGUAACUUAUUUUCAAAAAACUUAUUUUACUAAAAGUACUGAUUGUCAUCAAAACAUUAGAAAAUAUGAAAACCUCACAAUAGUCUAAACUGAUACCCAGCAAGGACAAAAGUAGAGCAUUUCUAUGAAUAAAGCUUGCUAAAUGGGUUUCCCUGAAUUCACAGACUGCGUAAUCGAUACCAUGUUAUAUGUGUAUAUUAUACAUCAACAGAUUUAAUCAUGUACAAUAAUGUCCUGGAAAAAUCCGACUCCUGACAGGGUCUUUCUACUAACACUAAUAAGACACAGCCAUGAAGUAAAGAAAAUCAUUGUCUUUAUAUUUUGUAUUAUUUGUGUACUCUGAGGUGCAAUAAAAUGUUGGAAUAACUUGUAUCUUUGGUUUAUUUUAUCUUAAAAGCACAGUAUUAGUUAUUGCCAAAUGGUCUUGUUUACCUCCUAACUUGAUAUUUCCCUUAUCAAACUCACAAGACCAAUGUAAACUACAGUCGACCUAGACAGGCACACAUUGAGCCCUUACACACAUGUAGUCCUAUCACACGUCAACUGCAGUAUUCUACCAUGGUUUACUGUAAGUCUCC